Solanum verrucosum is the source of this 4154-nucleotide messenger RNA. RefSeq lists its product as uncharacterized. The record is from RefSeq and is a predicted model, not a curated record. Gene Ontology annotation, cellular component: condensed chromosome, centromeric region. Gene Ontology annotation, molecular function: histone binding. Gene Ontology annotation, biological process: meiotic chromosome condensation; mitotic chromosome condensation. The transcript has 9 exons. The coding region runs from base 134 to 4147 and encodes 1337 amino acids. Lineage: Eukaryota; Viridiplantae; Streptophyta; Magnoliopsida; Solanales; Solanaceae.
GAAAUCCAAACUUAGUGGAUCAUUUUGUACCUUUUGCUCCAAUAUUCGAUUGAGCGGGAGGAACCAAAAUUUCAAAGAAGGUAAGCUCUACACAUUUGACCCAAAAAAACUCAAGCUUCGUAGAGCCUCAACCAUGGCUUCCAAAUUCUCUGGUAGAUUUUCCAUGGAAGACGCUAUAGAGAGAAUAGUAAACGACCUCAAAACUCAAACACCCAUGUCAGAAUCAGCUUUAAAGGAUCUACAAACCCUUUUGGAUCACACACUCAAAACCAACGACCCUAUAGAUAUUGAAGACUUUUACGAUGGAUUAUCUUCAAGAAAUCUCUCACCCACUUCGUUAAUCAACUCAAUUGCUUCAACGAUGGAUUCUUCACCUUCGAGUGUUUCGCUUUUGGCUUCGAAGGUUUACUUGUCUCUACUUUUGACACCUAAUUCUCCUGUAUUUACGCUUUUUACUCCGAUGGCGUUUUUGUCUCUUCUUCGUUCAAUUCGUCAGGGUUUUAAGGCACCCUCUUCGGUUUCCCCAGAUGGGUCGGGGUCAAAUAGUCAGGGGAAGAAGAAGAGGGGGAGAGUUCGCAAAGGAGGGAGAAAUGUUCGGGAUGGUGAAAAUGAGAGUGAAUUUGAUGUUAGGAUUUUGUUCAUUGUGCUUGAUAGGUUGAAAUUGGUACUGAGUUUAGUCCAUUUGGGUAGGUUUCCAGAUUGUUUGAAGAGUUUGGUACAAACUAUAGCUGAAAUUGCAGUUAAAGCAGUUGAUUUAUGUGGGAAUUCUGGGAUUUAUGGGAGAUUUUGUGAGCUGUGUAAUCAGAUUUUGAGUGAAGUACUGAAGAGUGAACAUGGAGAUCAAGGGAUUUCAGCUGUUGAGGUAUUGAAGUCAUUGACGCCUUUAAUUCUAUUGGUUAAAUCACCAGCAAGGACUUUAAGUUUGGAAUUUGUGGUGAAUAGAAUGAUGAGAUUGGCGAUAGAAUCGAAUGAUAUAAAGAAAGCAAUUUUGAAUUUUCCAAAGUACAUAGUGCAAAAGGCUCCUGAAAAGGCUGAGCCAAGGGCUGCAGCUGUUGAAGCCAUUGUGGAAAUUGUCAAGUUUAUGGACUUUGAAGAUCAAAAUGAGUUUGCUAGUUAUGUGGUGAAGAUGUGCCAAGGGAAAGCACAUCUGCGACUAUUAGCUGUGGACCUUAUUCCAGCAUUGAUGAUGUCGCUAAAGGAUCCAUUUGGGUGGGAUUCGAAUGUUGAGGUUGAAAGUUCUUGGGGCUUGAGUUGUUUGGAGUUGCUGAUUCAGCGUUGUUCUGAUGCAACUGCUGGAAUAAGGGCUCGGGCUUUGACAAAUUUGGCUCAAUUGGUGGGUUUUUUCUCUGGGAAUGAUAAAAGCAAAUCUGUGCUGAAGAAGUUUAUGGGGUUUGAUUCAGUUGGAAAUGACGUUUCUGAUAAGCCUGGAAGUGUAAUGAAUAGCAUUUUGAAGAAACGGUGUAUGGACGAGAAGGCUGCAGUCAGGAAGGCUGCUCUUCUUGUAAUAUCCAAGCUGGCAUCUCUUUCAGACAGUGCUCCGGAUGAAGACUUUCUCAAGACAUUGGGCAUGGCAUGUUCUGAUCCACUUGUUAGCAUAAGGAAAGCAGCAAUUUCAGCUCUUUCAGAGGCAUUUAGGAUAUUCACAGAAGGUAGUGUAGUUAAGGAGUGGCUACAUUCCAUUCCUCGUCUCAUAACUGAUAAUGAAUCUAGCAUACAGGAAGAGUGUGAGAAUCUGUUCCUAGAGUUGGUUCUCGACCGUAUUUGUAGAUCUGGAUCCAGCAAUCUCCUGAAUCAUGCAUCUGAGGGUAAUUCAAAUGGCAAGGCAGCAGCCUUAGAGAUGAAAAUGGAAUUGUUAUAUCCUCAAGGAGUUUUAGGUAUAUUGAGAGAGAUAUGUGAUGGAGAGGUGACACCCUGGGUGAAGAAGAUCUGCACAAAUUUAGGAAAGAAGAAAAAACUCAAGCCUAAGAUUGUCACUACACUUCAAAAGAUCAUUAAGUCGUCCGAAUCUCUGUGGUUAAGCAAUUCCAUGCCAAUAGAUAAGUGGACAGCUCCUCCAGGUGCUUGGUUUCUACUCUCAGAGGUGUCCGCAUUCCUUUCCCGAGCUACGGAUUGGGAAUUCCUCCAUCAUCAUUGGCAGCUCCUUGACAAGUAUAAAGCCACUGGAGAUCCUGAUAGCUCAUGGGAUCCAGGUUGUCUGGAGGAAGGGCUAAAUACAACAUCAAGCACUUUUUCAUGGGCUGCAGAUCGUGUGCAUCUUUUGCAAACAAUCUCUAAUGUUUCUAUGGAUCUGCCACCUGAACCUGCGGCAGAUCUAGCUCAUAACCUUCUUCAACGUUUAGAGGAGUUCAACAUGCAUUCGACAGAGGUUAAUGCUCAUGUGAAAGCACUCAGAACUUUGUGCAAGCGGAAGGCUCUGAACCCUCAAGAGGGUGAUUCCCUUGUUGCAAAAUGGGUAAAUCAGCUAAUAUCCAAAGCAUCCAGAUUGCUAGAUGCAUACAUGUCAAAGAAUGUGGAAGAAAACGGAACUAUCUUUGUCACACCACUUGGGUGUACAACUGGAAAGGGGAAAAGAACAGUGGCAUCACACUCUAAAUUGUUACCGGAAACAAUAACUGCAGUUCAUACCAUUGGAUCUCUAGUCAUUAUUUGUCCUUCAGCUGAUGUAUCAACCAUUGUUCCCAUUUUACACACGAUAAUCACUUCUGGUACCAGUAACACUAGAGCUAAAAAACCAGCAGUCGCUUCCAUUUCCAUAAAACAGACUGCUCCUUCCUUGUACAUUCAAGCUUGGUUAACCAUGGGCAAGAUCUGCCUCACUGAUGGGAAACUCGCAAAGCGCUACAUUCCUCUGUUUGUCCAGGAGCUUGAGAAGGGUGAUUGUGCUUCCCUCCGCAACAACAUAGUUGCAGUGAUGGCAGAUUUCUGUGUACGGUAUACUGCUCUAGUCGACUGUUACCUAUCAAAAAUCACCAAGUGCCUACGUGAUCCAUGUGAACUUGUUAGAAGGCAGACAUUUAUACUACUAUCCAGACUAUUGCAGAGAGACUAUGUCAAGUGGAGAGGAGUGCUUUUCCUUCGGUUCCUGUUAUCUCUUGUUGAUGAAUCAGAGACGAUUAGACAAUUGGCUGAUUUUCUAUUUGGAAAUAUAUUAAAAGCCAAAGCACCACUUUUGGCCUAUAACAGUUUUGUAGAAGCCAUAUUUGUGCUGAAUGACUGCAAUGCUCAUACUGGAUCCAGUAAUCCUCAGAAUUCACGAAAUGAGACCCGGAUCUUUUCUAUACGAGGAAAUGAUGAGAAGUCUAGGUCUUCAAGAAUGCACAUAUAUGUGACAUUGCUAAAACAAAUGGCUCCAGAACACCUACUAGCCACAUUUGCCAAAAUAUGUGCAGAGAUCCUUGCUGCUGCAUCUGAUGGUUUGCUUAAUAUCGAGGAUGCAACUGGACAGUCUGUUCUGCAGGAUGCGUUUCAAGUUCUUUCUAGUAAGGAGAUCCGAAUUUCCACUAGCCGUGGAUUGACCACAGAAUCAGCGGAUGUGGAAGAAGAAGGGGCAGAUGGAGGAGCAUCCUCAGCAGCAAAGGGAAGAGCAAUAACACAAGCAGUCAAGAAAAGCUUAAUCCAGAAUACGAUCCCGAUUUUUAUAGAGUUAAAACGCCUACUAGAGAGCAAAAACAGUCCUCUCACUGGUUCUCUCAUGGAAUGCCUUAGGAACCUCCUCAAGGAUUACAAGAAUGAGAUUGAUGACAUGUUGAUUGCUGAUAAGCAACUCCAGAAAGAGCUCAUUUACGACAUGCAAAAAUACGAAUCAAUGAAGGCAAAGUCAGCUGCUGCUGAGGCAGUUGCAACCAUGCAAAGACCAGAUCUUUAUCGGUCACCAAGUAAUCCUACAACUUCAAGCUUCAUGAACAAGAAAUCUGAUGAGGGCAAUACAAAAAUUGCUUCAGCCAUGGCAGAUGCAGUGGCAGCUGUCGCAGCUCGGUCAGUGCUCAGGGAAGUCAAUAGAGGAACAUCAACACCACCACUAAGUGCAAUGAAGGCACCUAGGCUCAAGUCUCAUUCAGGUGGAGCAUUAAGCAGAGGAGACAAGCCUCCUGAAGUGAUUGAGUCUCUAAGGAGAAGGCAAAACUUCGAUUCUGAUGACGAAAACUGAUUCCUUC